Dendrobium catenatum is the source of this 2063-nucleotide messenger RNA. RefSeq names its product putative elongation factor TypA-like SVR3, chloroplastic. Gene Ontology annotation, molecular function: GTP binding; GTPase activity. The record is from RefSeq and is a predicted model, not a curated record. NCBI's taxonomy places the organism in Eukaryota, Viridiplantae, Streptophyta, Magnoliopsida, Asparagales, Orchidaceae. Gene Ontology annotation, cellular component: cytosol; ribonucleoprotein complex.
CACUAUCCUCGCCGGUGAUACCCUUCAAACCCAUUCGCUCUCCGCCUUACAGUUCUACAUCUUCUAAUUGUGAGAGCAAUGGAUAUGGCUACUGGCCUCCAUAGGUUCAACAUGGCUUUGGCGCCGCUUCGCACCAACCAAAGAGGAUCAUCAUCAUCAUCAUCAUCUCUGUUUCCCUCUAAAGAUAUAUUCGGUAGUGGCUUUCGUCCAUCUCGAGCUUUGAAAGCCCGCCGGAGCUUGAGAUUUGACGCGGGGUCUGUGAGUCGAAUAGCUGUUAGUUGCUCUACCUCUCCCACUACAGAACCUGUUACUGUAGGAAAGAAGUUAACAACGCGAAGGGAUGUGAGGAAUAUAGCUAUUGUUGCUCAUGUAGAUCAUGGAAAGACAACUUUAGUUGAUGCAAUGCUGAAGCAAGCGAAGGUCUUCCGUGACAACCAGUUUGUGCAGGAGAGAAUAAUGGAUUCGAAUGAUCUUGAGAGGGAAAGAGGAAUCACAAUUCUCAGCAAAAACACCUCAAUAACUUACAAGGGCACUAAGAUAAAUAUCAUCGAUACUCCAGGCCAUUCUGAUUUUGGUGGAGAAGUUGAGCGUGUUCUCAAUAUGGUUGAAGGAGUUCUUCUUGUGGUAGACUCUGUAGAGGGGCCAAUGCCGCAAACACGGUUUGUUUUGAAGAAAGCUUUGGAAUAUGGACAUUCAGUUGUGGUUGUGGUAAAUAAAAUUGAUAGGCCUUCAGCACGUCCGGACUUUGUUAUCAACUCAACAUUUGAGCUCUUUAUUGAAUUAAAUGCAACGGAUGAACAGUGUGACUUUCAAGUGAUUUAUGCAAGUGGCAUAAAAGGUAAGGCUGGACUCUCUCCGGACAAUUUAGCAGAUGAUCUUGGGCCACUUUUUGAGGCUAUUCUUAGAUGCAUACCAGAGCCUACCAUUAAUAAGGAUGGAGCACUUCAGAUGCUUGUAACAAUUAUCGAGUAUGAUGAGCACAAAGGGUUUGCACAUCAGAUGAAACAUGUAGACAGGCAAAAGUCAGUGAACUUUUUGUUUAUCAGAACUUUAGCAGGGUCCCAGCCGAGAACGUGGAGGCUGGAGAUAUUUGUGCCGUUUGUGGAAUAAAUGAUAUAAUGAUUGGAGAGACAAUAGCUGAUAAAAGCUCUUGGAAAGCACUACCCACCAUCAAAGUAGAGGAGCCGACAGUAAAAAUGUCUUUCUCUAUCAAUACUUCUCCAUUUGUUGGUCGGGAGGGAAAAUAUGUGACAAGUCGAAAUCUUCGGGAUAGACUUUAUCGUGAGCUUGAGAAAAAUUUGGCGAUGAGAGUUGAAGAUGGUGAAACAGCUGACACAUUUAUUAUUAGUGGCAGGGGAACAUUGCACAUUACAAUCUUGAUAGAGAGCAUGCGAAGAGAAGGUUAUGAAUUUAUGGUUGGGCCACCAAAGGUUAUAAACAAAAGGGUAGAUGAUAAAUUGCUGGAGCCUUUUGAGAUCGCUACUGUUGAGGUGCCUGAGGAACACAUGGGGCCUGUUGUUGAGCUUCUUGGAAAAAGGAGAGGGCAGAUGUUUGAUAUGCAGGGACUUGGUUUGGAGGGAACAUCAUUGUUAAAGUAUAAGAUCCCGACACGUGGUCUUCUUGGGUUGCGAAAUGCAAUCCUAACGGCUUCACGGGGUACUGCAAUUCUGAACACAGUUUUUGAUAGCUAUGGACCAUGGGCUGGGGAUAUUAGCACAAGGGACCAAGGGUCCUUGGUUGCAUUUGAGGAUGGAACUACUACUUCUUAUGCCUUAUGCAGUGCUCAGGAAAGAGGUCAGAUGUUUGUCAGCCCUGGAAUGGAAGUUUACAAAGGUCAAAUUGUUGGCAUCCAUCAACGACCUGGUGAUUUAUCCCUUAAUGUUUGCAAGAAGAAAGCUGCAACAAAUGUAAGAUCCAACAAGGAACAGACAGUGGUUCUCGAUUCACCAUUAUUUUAUAGUUUGGAUGACUGUAUCGAAUACAUUCAAGAAGAUGAGCUGGUCGAAGUUACUCCUCAAAGUAUACGCAUGUCCAAAAAUCCUAAGUUUGCUAAGAAGAGGUAA